Molecule: messenger RNA, 1402 nt
Organism: Megalops cyprinoides (Indo-Pacific tarpon)
Lineage: Eukaryota; Metazoa; Chordata; Actinopteri; Elopiformes; Megalopidae
Gene: wars2
Product: tryptophanyl tRNA synthetase 2, mitochondrial
Exons: 6
Coding region: 1-1098 (365 amino acids)
Biological process (GO): mitochondrial tryptophanyl-tRNA aminoacylation
Cellular component (GO): mitochondrion; mitochondrial matrix
Molecular function (GO): tryptophan-tRNA ligase activity; ATP binding
Source: RefSeq, a predicted model, not a curated record
AUGGCGCUGCCCGUGAGGACCAACAGCGUGAAAGGUCUCUUGUUUACCAUUCAAAAGUAUAAAGCGGCCAAAAGGUUUGUCUGCGCUGGAAAAUGUACAGAUGACAAAGAGACACCUGGGAGGCGGAUCUUCUCUGGGAUCCAGCCCACAGGCGUACCUCAUCUCGGGAACUACCUGGGCGCUCUGGAGAACUGGGUGGGGCUGCAGGAUGUGUGCGACUCCGUGCUGUACAGCAUUGUGGACCUGCACGCUAUCACGAUGCCGCAGGACCCGGCCCACCUCAGACGCAACAUCCUGGACAUGACAGCCAGCCUGCUGGCCUGCGGCAUCCGCCCAGCCCAAUGCAUCCUGUUCCAGCAAUCCCAGGUUUCUGAGCAUGCUGAACUCUCCUGGAUCCUUGGCUGUCUGACCAGUAUGCCUCGCCUCAGACACUUGCCACAGUGGAAAAUGAAGAGCAAACAGAAGAAUGAGGGGAGUGUGGGGCUUUUCACCUAUCCCGUCCUGCAGGCCGCUGACAUCCUCCUCUACAGGUCCACUCAUGUCCCAGUGGGGGAGGAUCAGGUGCAGCAUCUGGAGCUGGCCCAGGACGUGGCCCGAAUCUUCAACAACCGCUAUGGAGAGCUUUUCCCCGAGCCCCGUGCUCUGCUCAGUGCUUCGCGGAAGAUAAAGUCCCUCCGUGACCCCACGUCCAAAAUGUCGAAGUCGGACCCCCAGCGGCUGGCCACGAUCCACCUCACCGACACAACAGACGACAUCGCCCUCAAGAUCCGCAAGGCGGUGACGGACUUCACCUCGGAGGUGACCUUUGACCCGGAGCGGCGGCCAGGCGUGUCUAACCUGGUGGCGAUCCACGCGGCCGUGUCGGGGCAGAGCGUGGAGGAGGUCGUGCGGGGCGCUCAGGGACUGGACACGGCCCACUACAAGGAGGUGGUCGCCGACGCCGUCAACCGCAAGGUGGCGCCGAUCCGGGAGGAGAUCGCGAGACUGCGGGCCGACGGGGGUUACCUGGAGACCGUGCUCGCCCGGGGCGCGGCCAGGGCCCGUGAGCUUGCUGCUCCCGUCCUGGCACAGGUCCGCAAACGCGUGGGCUUCUUGUGACGCCGCGUGAUGUGUUCUAAUGACUGCUGGUGCCCCUCUCCACAGGAGACCAUGUGCCUGAGAGAGCGAGGAGCUCUUACUAGUGAUCUUCCUGCAGGUGCUGAAAUUUCAUCCUGUAUCUGGGCUGAUGUCAUUUAUGGCCUUGGCUGACAUCCUCCUCCAGCGGGACCUUCAUAGCUUGUAUUUUACCCAUUAUUCGUAUGUGCAGCUGGUUACAUACUGGAACAUUGCGAGUUCUGUACGUGGCACAAAGGUACUGCUCCACCCCGGAUUUGAACCCGCAAUCUUGUGGUUACGAGUCUGG